Trichomycterus rosablanca is the source of this 4082-nucleotide messenger RNA. RefSeq names its product myosin light chain kinase 3 (gene mylk3). Gene Ontology annotation, biological process: intracellular signal transduction; positive regulation of apoptotic process; protein phosphorylation. The record is from RefSeq and is a predicted model, not a curated record. Lineage: Eukaryota; Metazoa; Chordata; Actinopteri; Siluriformes; Trichomycteridae. The coding region runs from base 1 to 2343 and encodes 780 amino acids. Gene Ontology annotation, molecular function: ATP binding; protein serine/threonine kinase activity. The transcript is spliced from 13 exons. Gene Ontology annotation, cellular component: nucleus; cytoplasm.
AUGAGUAAACCGGUGACCCUUGCCACCUGUAUUGCCAAGAUGUACGAGGGAGCCAAGUUGGACAACUCUGGCGCCACAUCUGGAAGUCCAAAAAAGCCCAAUUCAACUCUUCAGGGCACUUUGGGAAUUAUAGAAGGAAAGAUAAAGCACCUUGAAGGACGGGUGGAUCAGAUCGCCAACACUCAAACUUUGGUCCUCCAGAAGCUGGACUCUGUGUGUCAAGGAAUGAGUGCUUUGGAGAAACACCUGGCACAAUUCAAACCGGACGCCCCAGCACGGCCUGUUUUAAAAUCCACUCAUAAAAAUGCAGACCAUGUAGUGGUGACGGACUCGGCUGUGAUUUCAGAGGUUAAAAGUCUUUGUGGGGAGACGGUUUCACUUUUGAAGGGCCUCAGGCAAGAAGGUCAGCUUCAGAGAAAGAAAAUUGAAGGAAUAGAAAAUUCCGUAUCCACGCUGGAUAAAGUGCUUGGAUACGUUGGCGAAGCGUUUCGGAGCUCAAAGAUAGUGGAGUUUAUUCUCAGUGGUGUUGUACCGUGGAGAAAGCAAGGCCUUUUGAACGCAGCUGAAGACGAGAAAAACAGAGCAGAUGAGGAUGGUGCGAAGGCCAGUGACAGAGAAACUCAAGCUCCCGAGGAGAUUAAAGAGGAAGCUGCAGUCCCAUGUGUGCAUCAGGAGCAGAACGUACAUCCUACAGCCUCUGUUACUUCCUCUACAGCCGGAACAGACGAGGCCGUGUUUCCCAGCGGUGGUUCUAAAACCCAGCGCAGGCCGAAGGAGGUGACGCUGAAGAGCAGAGAGCCGGACCGUGUCCAGGCCUUCGCUCCUCAGAGCCUCACUGAGCCCGACGAUCAACAAGAUCACAAAGAUCAUGAGGAGAUCUCUGUGAUUGAGGCUCCACAGCACCAGAGACUUGUUCCAGAGCAGAACGAUGUUUCUACACCUAUCGAGCAGCCCUGUAUGGACUCCAUUGUAAGAGAGCAGGAGAAGCAAGAGAGUGAAAAUGAGCUAAAGACUGAGGAUAAGCCCUGUCCUCCCAGUAAACACCAUUUGCCUGUGGGAGAAAACCUGCAGGCUGGUGAUCAACAGAAGGAGCCAUCUGCUCUUCAGACUGCACAGAUUUCUUCAGAGACUGAAGCUCAGUGUCAACCAAAACCUGAACCAGGUACCCAAAAGGCUUACACUGAGAAUCCUGACGCAGUGGUGGAAAAGGCAGAGACAUCACAGAACCAAACAGAACCGUUAAAAGACAGUGAAGAUCCAGAAUCUGCACAACAGCAACCGGCAAAGUCCAAAUCAACAGGCCCGGAUUUGCAGUUUGCUAUCAUUGACGACUGCCCACCGCGACCGGCUCCGUUCGAGCACCGCAUCGUCAGUGCCAAGCAGGUUGCCCUCGGCUCCUAUUACACAGUACAGCCCAACCAGCUGCUGGGAGGGGGGCGUUUUGGCCAGGUUCAUAAGUGCGCCGAGCUUUCUUCAGGCCUCACUCUUGCUGCCAAGAUUAUAAAAGUAAAAGGGAUGAAAGAAAGGGAGGAGGUGAAGAAUGAGAUCGGGAUGAUGAACCAGCUCAAUCAUGUGAAUCUUAUUCAACUCUAUGAUGCAUUUGAGUCCCGGACGAACCUCACACUCAUAAUGGAGUAUGUUGAGGGUGGUGAGUUGUUUGAACGCAUCGUCGACGAGCAGUACCAGCUGACUGAACUGGAUGCCAUCGUGUUCAUGCGGCAGAUCUGUGAAGGGGUUCAGUAUCUCCAUCAGCAAUACAUUCUGCAUCUGGACUUAAAGCCUGAAAACAUACUGUGUGUCAGCAGCACCGGGAACCAGAUCAAGAUCAUUGAUUUUGGACUUGCUCGAAAGUAUCGUCCCAGAGAAAAGCUGAAGGUAAACUUUGGGACUCCUGAGUUUCUGGCCCCGGAAGUAGUCAACUACGACUUUGUAUCAUUCCCGACAGACAUGUGGAGCGUCGGUGUCAUCACGUACAUGCUAUUGAGUGGCCUGUCUCCAUUCCUGGGUGAAAAUGACACAGAGACCAUGAACAAUAUUCUUCAUGCCAACUGGGACUUUGAUGCUGAGGCGUUUGAGAAUGUAUCCGAGGAGGCCAAAGAUUUUAUCUCCAGAUUGCUUGUCCCUUCUAAAUGUAGUCGGCUAAGUGCAUCAGGCUGUACGAAACAUAGCUGGUUGAAUAACCUGGAGGAAAAAGCGAAGAGACAGAAGGUCCGUCUCAAGUCCCAAAUGAGACUCCAACGCUACCUAGCAGCUCAUCGGCAGUGGAAGAAGCACUUCUAUGCUGUGGCAGCGGCCAACAGGUUGAGGAGAUUCCAGCAGAACAGAUCCAUCAGCACAUUGUGAUGAAAAAGGAAAAGAAAACGGACUUUCCUAUAUCACGCCUACUGAGCUUCUGUAGAUAAAUGGACAGUCAACAUGGCACUACUAAAAUGUGCCCAGUGGAAGUGUUUCCAGUUGUUGUUGUAGUGAGUGAUUACAAAUAAUAUUUGGUUAUGGGUGUAGCUUAAAUAUUUUAUUGUACAUUUACACUGCAGGAAAGCAAAUUGCUUCUUUUACCAACAGGUUUAGAUGUCCAGGGUGAAGUGCAUGCAGAGUUAUCAGCUAGGUCAGUGCCCCAGCAAAAUGUAAGUUCAGAUAUAUUUUAGUGUAUGGAUAUCUGGGUUCAUGUUUCUUAGAAGGUAAAUACUGAGAGACAGUGUACUUAGUCCUAAUAACUGUUCAUACACACUUUAAAUAGGAGUACUUAUUCAAACAGUGUAUUUAUAAAGUAAUCACCAAAAUGAAUAUUAUUGACUAAAACAACAACUGAAUUUCUAACACAGUGGUAAAUAUUUCAAUAUUAGCUUCAGCCUUCAGAGCCUUCGGACCUUCAUUCAUUCAUUAAUGCAUUAAUAUAUUGUCUGUUUUACUGCCGCUUUAUCCUGGUCAGGGUCGCUGUGGGUCUGAUUCACUGGUCGAAAGGCAGGUAACACCCCAUACCCGGGCCCUUCUUGCCUUGCCCUGGCCCAGGCUUUGGACAAUACCAUAGCAUAUAUUGCAUUAAAUAAUUUAGCUUUUCAUCAUCAUCAUCAUCUCAGCUUAUUGAUUUCAGGGUCGCAGAGGUAACAGGGCAAGCAAAGAAGCCCAGGUGGGAUUCCCAGGUGUUCCCAGGCCAGUGGGUCCUGGGUCUAUUACUGGGCCUCCUCCCAGUUGGCUGUGUUUGAUAUACCUCCAACAUGAGGUGUCCGGAAGGCAUCCUUAUUAUAUACCCGAACCACCUUAAAAGGCUUUUCUCCACGGGAAAUAGCACCAGUUCUACUCCAAGCUCCUCCCAUAUCGCACAUUCAGUCAUGGAAAGAACACCCAGCAACCCUCCAAAAAAAGCUCAUUUUGGCCACGUUCAUCACAUUCUUUCGGUCAUUACCCAAAGCUCAUGACCACGACCAUAGGUGUAGGUGGGUACAUAGAAUGACAGGUAAAUUCAGAGCUCUGCUUUAUGGUUCAGCUCCUUCUUUAUCACUAUGUUCUUGUACAGCGACUGGAUUACUGCCCACACUGCACCUAACCUACAAUCGAUCUCACAAUCCUUCAUCCCAUCACUGGUGAACAAGACCCCCAGAUACUUGAUCUCCCUUUACUGGGAGAAAACCAUGGCCUCAGACUUGGAGGUGCUGAUCCGCAUUUAGUUGUUGCCUACUGCUUUAAAAUAAUACAAAACUAAAAUGAUUUGCUUUGCUGCAAUGUAAAUAAACUGUUAGCAAAAUGUAAUAAUUUAUGACGAUGUUUUAAGAUUUGGUGUCAAUUAAUACUUGUGUGUUAAAAUACGUUGUAAAUACUGCAGAAAUGCCAUGUUUUCACCACGCUGUUCCUUCAGGAGUGUGUGGUGUUUGCUGCUGGACAUCGCAAAUAGUCAUGUAAAAAACUUAUUCUUCCUUCUGUGAAGGAUUUCAUGGACUCUUGCUGCCUCAUACCAAUGUUUCAUAUCAGUGAUUUAUUUCUGCAAGAAGGUUUAAAACUUAACAGCAAUAUUCAGCCAAGGGAUUUUUCUUCUUCCUAUAAUUCACUUGUUCAGCUUUGCAAUAAAUCGGUGUAGACGUCUCUGA